This is a messenger RNA of Zea mays, 1237 nucleotides long. RefSeq lists its product as uncharacterized. The record is from RefSeq and is a predicted model, not a curated record. Bases 427 to 903 code for a protein of 158 amino acids. The transcript is spliced from 4 exons. NCBI's taxonomy places the organism in Eukaryota, Viridiplantae, Streptophyta, Magnoliopsida, Poales, Poaceae.
UCAAAUAGACUUGGAUUGAUCAAGGGGAGUGUUACAAAAUAUUAUGUACAAAGUGAUCAAUCCUCUCUGACAGUUUUCUCACAAAAGACAUGUCCCUUGGGAGACACUACAUCCAUUGUAUAUAAGAGAUCAUAUCUGCAAUAAAGUGGACAACCGUUACUUCACUUUCUCCCUUCUCUCUAUCUCAUUACCGCUGAGUAUUACAACAGUUCAGAGUCUAACCGAUGUCGUUGGGUUUCCACUCACGAGUGCAGGCGCAGCGCUGCUGCUCGUGGUGAGCUGGUGGUAUGCCACCGGAACUAGGCGGGGCCCACGGUGCCAACCUCACUAAGUGCAGCUGCUAAUUACAAAAAGGCAGCUCACCACGCCCACGGAUCCUCUCUCACCUGCAGUCCCGCUCCCCACCCCGCCACCACCGACGCUGGGAUGAAGGCCGUGCCAGCCGACAGCGCCGCGCCCCCGGUGCCGAUGCCGAUGCCGAUGCCGGCGACCAAGAUCACCAUUCCCGUUUCCGCGGUGGGCGGCACGGAGGCGGCGCUCCUCGGGAAGGGGCGGUACAAGGUCUGGGCCUUGGCCGCCAUCGCGCUCCUCGCGCUCUGGUCCAUGUCCGCCGCCUCCGUCUCACUCCGCUGGUCCUCCUCGGGUGACCUCGCCUCCGUCUACGGGGACCUGGACGUCCCGCUCGCCGACGACCUCGAUUCCCUUGAGAUGGAGGAGAGGGAGAAAUUAGUGGGACGAAUGUGGGACAUGUACACACGGACCAGUGAUGAGGUCCGUGAUGCAGCUAUCUCUGAGAUUGCCCGAAUGUCAGCCCACAAACUUGAGCUCGAGCAGACAUUGAAUGAGAAUGAGGAAGAGAAUGCCGCGAGCAACAGUGGUGGCAGGUCAAAGGCGAGUCAGUAGUUCCACAGAUAUCUGUGGCCUGAGGACCUGAAGACUGAUUGCUGAUAAAAUCGCCAGGAGGUGCAUUUGGGGGGUUUUUGAAGUGUGUUCUGGUGAAAUUAUGAAACUGGAUGUUCACUGGAUCUGUAGUUGUACCAGGUAGAUCAACAAGGUGCGUUUAUGGCGCACUGUGUAACAGUAGCUAUGCCUAUGAAGCUGCACAAUUUAGUGACAGCAGUGCGUAUGAAUCGGAUUGCUAUGAUGUGACCAUGGUCUCAGUCAUGUUCAAGAUGCUAUUGUACUAUUCUCUGCUAAUAACUAAACAGCUUAGCUCAAGGACCGGUGGCUUGGAUUC